AUGCAAAGCUUUAAGGCGGACAUUCGCGCAUGGAGGCCGAAGAAUACGCGGUUGGCCUACGAGUCGAAGCAGAAGGAGUUCACGGCAGGUCCGAUGACGCAGGAGACGUUGAAGAAGAUGGAGAGGGAGAUGACGAAGGAGAUGGCGAAGAAGAUCGAGGAGAUGGGGUCAAGGCAAGACCAGAUGGCGCAGGAGAUGGGGAAGGAGAUGGGGAAGGAGAUGGGGAAGGAGAUGGGGAAGGAGAUGGGGAAGGAGAUGGCGGAGAUGAUGAAGGAGAUGGCGGCCAGGCAGGCAGCGUCUUCAGGUAGCCUCACAGUUCACCUAAACGCUCCGCCGCAACCACAACAGGCCAUGCCGCAGCCGCUAAUUCCGACUGCGAUCUCGAGUCACCACGCUUCCACCCGGGCUAGUGUUGAGCCUGCGUCGCGCGCCGAUUCGCCUACCAACCAACCACCAGAUGUGGCGCCCAAACAUCGGAUGUGCCGCGCAUUAAAGACGGUGGAGUCGUUGUGGCGCGAAUGGACAGUCGGCCUGCAAGGGGGCCCGUCGAUUGAGGCCCUAGAUCGGGAUUGGAGCUCACAGUGGAGGGCGGGUAGGCCGAGUGAGCUGCAGUGGUACUCGCUGCGACACGAAGCUAUUCGAGAAAUCAAGCGAAUAGCGUCCGCGAAGCGGAUUAGCGAGCACGCCGCCAUGUUGCAGGUUAACCUGCGACAGCAGCAGCUGCGCUGCUCGCUUGACCAACUCUGCAAGCGACUGCGCGGGGAGAGAAAGGGUCGAGCGCAAUAG
Molecule: messenger RNA, 786 nt
Organism: Penicillium bovifimosum
Lineage: Eukaryota; Fungi; Ascomycota; Eurotiomycetes; Eurotiales; Aspergillaceae
Product: transcription activator GCR1-like domain-containing protein
Exons: 2
Coding region: 1-786 (261 amino acids)
Source: RefSeq, a predicted model, not a curated record